Eremothecium cymbalariae DBVPG#7215 is the source of this 1326-nucleotide messenger RNA. RefSeq names its product proteasome regulatory particle lid subunit RPN5 (gene RPN5). Lineage: Eukaryota; Fungi; Ascomycota; Saccharomycetes; Saccharomycetales; Saccharomycetaceae. The record is from RefSeq and is a predicted model, not a curated record. The transcript has a single exon. Gene Ontology annotation, cellular component: proteasome regulatory particle, lid subcomplex; cytoplasm; nuclear proteasome complex. Bases 1 to 1326 code for a protein of 441 amino acids.
AUGUCCAGAGACGCUCCAGCCAAGGCGGAAAAGAAUUAUGCUGAUAUUUUGGAUGAGCAAUUUCCAGAAAUUGAUAUCUUGGCCAAAAAUGAUGAUGCGAGUGCGUUAGACAAAUUAUUGGCAUUAGAAAAGCAAACAAGACAAGCUUCGGAUCUCGAGUCCUCUAAGAGGGUUUUAGUCAAGCUUGUUGACGUACUUGUUGCGAAUCAUAAAUGGCCUUUGCUGGACGAACAAUUGGUGUUAUUAUCUAAAAAACAUGGUCAAUUAAAAUUAUCGAUUCAAGCCAUGGUCCAACGUGUCAUGGAGCAUUUAGAGGACCUAAAGGACUUAAACACAAAGGUAACGACGAUAGACACGAUUAGAACUGUCACUGAGAAUAAAAUCUUUGUUGAGGUUGAAAGGGCGCGUGUUACCAGGACAUUAGCGCAUAUUAAGAGGUCGCAGGGUAAAUCUGAUGAAGCUACUGACCUGCUAUGUGAAUUGCAGGUAGAGACUUAUGGUUCAAUGGAAAUGAGUGAAAAAAUAGAAUUUAUCAUUGAACAGAUGGAGUUGAGUAUUUUGAAAGGUGAUUUCUCUCAAGCUACCGUUUUGUCCAGAAAGAUUCUAAAGAAAACGUUCAAGAACGAGAAGUACGAAGCUUUAAAGUUAGAAUACUAUAAGCUGUUGAUUAAGAUUGGCUUACAUAAAUCUGAAUAUUUGGAGAUUGCUCAGUAUUAUAUGGAAAUUUACAACACUCCUUCUGUUAAGAAGUCAGAAGAACUUUGGAAGCCUGCCUUAUCCCAUAUUGUUUACUUUUUAAUAUUGGCUCCUUAUGAUAACCUGCAAAGCGACUUAAUCUAUAAGUUGCAGCAGGACAACAAUUUGAAGAAAUUAGAGCUCCAUGAAUCCUUAGCGAAAUUAUUCACAACUGCGGAGUUGAUGAGGUGGCCUAUGGUGAAGCAAACCUAUGAGCCUUUGUUGAACCAAGAAGAUGUUGUAUUUGGCUCCAACAAAGUCCACUGGGAAGAUCUACGGAAAAGAGUUAUUGAGCAUAACCUAAGGACGAUUUCUAAGUACUACACAAGGAUCACCCUUCCAAGAUUGAACGAACUGUUGGAUUUGAAUGAAACUGAAACUGAAACAUUUAUUAGUAAUUUGGUGAAUCAGGGGGUGAUUUAUGCUAAAAUUAACAGACCAGCGAAGAUUGUCAACUUUGGUAAACCAAAGAAUUCUAGUGAGCUGCUAAAUGAAUGGUCCUCUAAUGUGGAUCAGUUGUUAGAACAUAUAGAGACGAUUGGCCACUUAAUUACAAAGGAUGAAAUUAUGCAUGGUUUAAAAGCUAAAUAA